CGUGUGCCCCCUGAGGGGGGAAUUACAAGGGAACAUGUUUGUGGUUCAAACGAGGGUUUCACUAUGCUGCAUGAUCAUGCCUGUAACUGUGAAAGAGGCACAGUGUCUUGACUGUACUGUGGCGAAGUUAUGUGUGGCUGAAUGUCUGAAUGAUGACACGCACAAAGUAUUCUUUAGAAGAACCCCCCCCCCCCCGUGAAACCAUUACAAAUACUAAAAGCCGCUGUACUAGUUUGCCCACACAUCAGACUUAUCUUUCCGGUUUGGUAUGUCCCAGUAGGAUAAUUGUUGGGCAGCAUAUUUUCUGACAAAAGAACCCGCUCAGUGAUCUAUUUAUAAUCUUCACAGGGGUGGGCACAGUUACUAAAAAGCUUCUUUCUUGCUACAUGUGCUGAAAUCUAUUUCGGUAUGAAUGUGUUAUAAAUGCGAGCAUGUACGUACAACAAAUAAAAAGGUAUAUUAUCACAUUGAUGUGAAGAAAAGAAGAAUCAAACCCGUUGAGGUCCAACGUUGCCCACAAUGGUCUACUACACAAAGGGAUCUCAAAGGGGCACGUGUGUAAAUUGUAUUACAACGUCUCUGACAACAGACACAUUGCAUGGUGGUGCCAUAGUUACAUCACUAUAUUGCCCAACCAUAACCCUUACAGCAAAAUGAGUCUGUGUUAACAAAUCGUGAUGGGCGCUGAAAUCACAGCGUAGCCUAUACAAAGUCUCGAUGAUGAGUUAUUGUUUUGGGAAGAUCAGGCCGGGGGUUGUUUGGAUACAUUUUGUAUGGCUGCAGCGUGUACAGGGCAAAGGACUCGCUGACUGGCUGCUAACACGGUCUCCUGUUGUGGGUCAUCGUGCUCUGAUUAAGGCCUUUGCAGAUUAUCAUGUUUUGGUGGAGCCUAAUGCAUCUUUGAUAAUCAGAGCGUGCCCAUUCCUGUACUGAGGCUCGAUCAGAAUAAGCCAUAUUUAGUUCCGGCAGAUAAGUGAUUAUGGACGAAUACAAAAAUCCGUAAUAUGGGAUUUGUUGCCUUUGUAGGAAUCCACUGUAACGUGCAAUGAAACGGUCUGCCUUUUUAUCUGCCACAGAAACUCACUGCAAACUAGAAUACACAUUACAUAAUGUUAACAAGCAUUUUUUUUUCUGAAAUGUCCCCUAAUAAUAUAAUUUGUUCUUUUUAUCCUGUUAUGCAACUCAGAUGAUACAAAUAGCACUAUUACUUAAGUGAAUUUAGGUGAAUACUAAACUCAAUACUAAACCAAAGACGCUGACAUGCCCCCUCACUUCUGUUGGUCAUAUGUCAGUAUCAUAAGAGCUGUUUGCAGACUUAGUCGCUGAAUUUGAUAGAUCAACUCAAGUUUGUGUCUAAGGGGUGCAGUAAGCGAUUUUGGAGAAAGCUUGUCUUUUUUUACUGCAGUGGCCGCGCUCCGAACCCACAGCCUCGGGUAUGGGAGCCCAAAAGGCCAAAAGCCCUGAGUCAUAGUAAUGUUCUCCAGCCAUCUAUUAAGGUGUCGGAGAAUGAUGUCAACAAACUGCACACACAGUGCUUUACAGAGCCAGGACUGUGCCGAAAAACCCGGCUCUGUAAAACACAGAACAGCCAGCGGUCCGCGAGGAAACAUUCGCCGGGUUUAUGAGGCGCACAUGGCCCCAUCUCCUAUCUGAAGGAGGUGGUAUGAAGGGAAGUCACACAUGGAACAGUAUAGAGUGCACUAGACCCACAGAGUCAGGUGUAGAGAGACUGUCCGGUGGUGCAGAAAUCUGUGACAUAACAGGACCGUGAAUGUAUGUGAAUGUAUGGCUCGGAAGCAUGUCGGUGAAAAAUAGAAAAUGCAGACAUACUGUGAUUUCUGUAGAUGUGAGGAGGCAGUUGGUGACACCGUAGGACCUUGCAAACAAUACAAUGGCCUGCAGGACUGCGUGAAUAGCUCUGGGGUGAUAACGAGGAAACAGUUUGUUCCCAAGCCAGUUUCCCUUUUUUUGUCAUGUUGAAGAAAGUUCCUGCCGUUAGAUGAUACAUUAGGAGGGGAUUUACAAACAGUUUUCAAGAAGAGAAGCUGGUAAUCACAACUUGAAAUGCACACACUGUCUGCUGCGAGCACGCGGACGUCCGUACAGUCGUGUAGAUGGCCUUCUGCUUUAUAUCACAGGGCUGAUCCGACUGUUAGAAGCAGGGCAGCAGAAUCUAAUGUUACGUUCUCAAUCAGCCUACAUGUACUGUUUAUGGAACCCUAACUUUUCGACAUUCCCCUGACAGGUAGGGGGGUUUAAAUCAGAAUGGACACACACCAACAAAGGGUUUGAAACACUCACAGUGAGCGAUCAACAGAUGCAAACAAUAUUGCUCCACCACCACCACCACAGUUUGACAGCUUAUUGCAAAAGAGAACUUGCGUGUAGUAAAUGUAGCAGCACUUCCUGGGCCAAACACGAUUCUGUGAUGAUUACUGCUGGGGAACACGCUCGGGCUGAUAACUCCAUACAUGUUGACAUCCUCAUUAGCCUCAACAAUCAAAGAGCCAGGGCAUCCCUACACAGCCGGCUCAACCGAACAGAGAUGUGGUUAUCUUCUUGUGCACACAGGUGUGGCUUCUUGUUUCGUUUCCCAGAGUGAGAAGUUGCCACGUUUGAUGUCUUGUUUGAAACCACAGGGAUCACUUGUUGAGACAAGGGAUUACAGUCUUCAGAUACAGAUUUGCAAAGACAGUAAUGUUUCAUAGUGUGUAUUGUGGAUCAAUAGGUGUGGCAACAAUCGGAUCACGGUGCCGAAUGUGUGCUCGGGUGAGAGGGCGGACAAGGGAGGGAUGCAGAGUCCAGGUCUAGAGUUUAGAACUGUUUGUCUAGACGCAGUUCAACAUGCCAAAUGCAAAGUUCAUCACAGCUCCUGCUUCUGUGUCUGCUAUGAUUGAAAAAGAUGGGAUUCUGAGAUGACUCACUACCUGUUAUAUGCGAUGAGAUCACAGAUCGCAGGGGUGUGUGUGUGUGUGUGUGUGUGUGUGCGUGUGUGUGUGCGUGUGCAUGCGCCUUUGAUCCUUUCAUCAUUGCAUCAACGUGGAUUGUGUGAUAGUAUUUCAUUAAAUUAAUACGAAUUGUAAUGAGCAUUCAAACUGUGCGACAUAUUACAGUUACUCACUCAUCAACAAGCAUUUGAUACACAAGAAGUGCAUAGACAACACAUAUCUAGCAAGUAAAAUGCACACAACUGUAACACAAGUCAGAAAUACUAUGACAGGCCAGCAGUCAGCUUUGAUUCACAUCAUCUAAAUAGACAGAAGACAACACUCCAAAUACACUUACUGCUACAUGGAAUCACUAACAGAGAGGUGACAAAUGGAAACAUUCAAUCAUAAACUGAACACUUACAUAGACUCAUGGAUGGGUCCCAGAGAUCAGCGGGUGAGGGGAUGGCUGCUGUUGGACAACUACCCACCAACCUUUGCACUCACAGUCAUGUACCUUCUGAUUGUGUGGAUGGGACCCAAGUACAUGAAAAACCGACAGCCGUACUCCUGCAGAGGCCUCCUGGUGGUCUACAAUCUGGGCCUCACGCUCCUGUCUUUCUACAUGUUCUAUGAGCUUCUUACUGCUGUGUGGCAUGGCGACUACAACUUCUACUGCCAGGACACUCACAGUGUACCGGAAGUCGACAAUAAGAUCAUAAACGCCCUAUGGUGGUACUACUUCUCCAAGCUCAUCGAGUUCAUGGACACGUUUUUCUUCAUCCUACGGAAGAACUUUCAUCAGAUCACGUUCCUCCACAUUUACCACCACGCUAGCAUGCUGAAUAUCUGGUGGUUCGUUAUGAACUCGAUACCAUGCGGCCACUCGUACUUCGGCGCAUCCCUCAACAGCUUCGUCCACGUCGCGAUGUAUUCCUACUAUGGCCUGUCAGCCAUCCCAGCCAUCCGGCCGUACCUCUGGUGGAAGAGAUACAUCACACAGUUACAGCUGAUCCAAUUCUUUUUAACCAUGUCCCAGACAAUGUGUGCGGUCAUAUGGCCAUGUGAUUUCCCCAGGGGAUGGCUGUACUUCCAAAUAAGUUACGUGGUCACGCUGAUUAUCCUUUUCUCAAACUUCUACAUUCAGACGUACAAGAAGCACAAUGCCACUCUGCAGAAGCAGCACCCGAAUGGCUCUGCUGUGUCAAGAAAUGGACAUUCGAAUGGAACACCGUCCGCGGAGCACAUGGCGCACAAGAAGCUGAGGGUGGAUUGACAUUUGAGAAGCCGUCACCCAAUGCUCACUGUAGUGUGUUAGCUAAUGCUGCUAGAAGGGACACGUAUCUUCUUAUUUAGAAUAGUCUAGCAUUCAAUUGAAAUGAAAUAAGCCAUGCCAACAUAUAUCCAGAGACUUUCCAUGGCCCUGCACUCACUGCUACACGGUAUUGAAUCAUAAAAUUGUUAUAGCCACAGGAGAUGAGAAUAAUAGUAGGGUCUGGUUUUAAUUCUUUUUUUUUCUUUUUUUUCUUAAUUGAAAACGAUCUUCUUUGAAUCAUCUGAUUUUGAAACAAUUGUAAAGAAAGCGAAUACCUGGACAAAAACAAAGCCAUUUGUCAGUUAUGCAUAAUGGAGGUUAAAUACUGUGGAAAUACCACUAAUCUCUGAAACCAUUGAGCGAGGCGUCACCUGAACACGUGGGGUUAAACCCACUGGAGAAGGCAUUUGCAAUAAAUUUACCACCCAAUUCUCAGUGUGCCCAAUUGGGUAUGUCUUAUUUACACUGGCUACCCAGCGAUUCGAUUUGAAUGUUAUUUAAAGUACACUGAAGAUAUGUAUACAUGGUUAAUAUAAUAGAUUUGUUUAUCUACUCAGGGUUGUUCAUUUGACACAGAGCGUACCGUCCCGGCACUACAUCCUCUGCAGAGAGACAGCACAUAUUGGCACUUGUUGGUCAUGUAAACGUGAAUAUUUUUUUAAUUAUGCACCAGGUUAUAAGGGUUCCUACAAUUACAUACAUUCAAUUUUUUAGCGUGAGUUCCUUUUCAUACCCAAGCAACAUAUUGUUAUUGCAUUGCAACUGAAAUAUCCCUAACAUUUUGAAUGAGAAAUUAAUGAAUUCAGGGAAUCAGUGGUGAUACACAGUCCUAUUUUUUUUGGUAUGGUGGACUCCUCCACCUUUUAGAGGAAAUUCAUUCAUGGCGGAAAUCUCUUUUUUGCUUCCAGCAAAACACACGUAUGUUGUCUCAUACACACAGAACGUCCAAAGAUGAAAGCUCCAGUCAGUGUGUUGGUCAGCUGAAGGUUUCAUUACACACACAUUACACUCGGUGACAUCAACCCACGGGAAAAUUUAGAACAACGCAGUACUCUGGUCUUUAAUUUGUAACUAGAGCAUGCAUCUUGUGUCUUGCCUUAUCUAACUCCCGCCUGUGCCGUUGCACAAUCCUGACUUUUGCCCUGUGUAAAACUGUAAUGCUUUUUUAUUGCAGGUAAUAACAGCAGAAGUUGCAUUUAGCUGUAUGUUUGCAGCGCUCCAAUUUGGAAUAUAAAGCCAAAGCAUAGUGUCUGAAGGAUUUAUAUUUAAGACACAAUGUCAGAGUUGUUGGGUUUUAUGAGCCCAAGUUAAACUCAGUCCCCCUUAACAUCCCCUAUGUUACAGUAAUCUGUUAGUUCUCUUUCCUCUGCUUUGGCUUUAUCCGGUAAAUUUGUUUGCAACUUGAAUUAGCUGAUGUGAAUUAAAUGAAGAAAUUCCCAUUAGAUCUGCAAUUUAUUGGUAAUGACUAUGGGUAUUAAAUGUCUCAAGCCAGUAUAAUCAUACUGAAUAAUUCAGCACUAAAUAUUCAAAUAGGUUACAUUAUAUGCACACAUUAUAGUUAAGAAUAAAGCUCACUAUGGACCAUAGAAACAGCAGAUGAAGAAAAAUCACAAUCUCAUCAUAAGGUCAAUUUAGUAGAUGCUCUGGAACCUUUGCUUGUUUCGAAAAAUCAUAAACAUGGUGCCUUCUGGACCAGUUGAUUUGGUUUAUAAUGUAGCAUUUUCCCUCUGCUUUACCUCUGCCAAGGAGAAUGUGCCCCCCCAGGUCGGUCAGUUGAUCGUUGGGACUUGGCGGUGGUAUGGGCUCUACUGCGUGUGCCAUUCUAUUUUCAAUAUGUAAUAACCAUGUUGGUCCAGUUCAGACUAAUAAGCUAUGCGUCAAUUGCAAAUCCUGUGUUUGUGUCUUUAUUUUUAUUUUUUUUACAUUUUCAAAUGUCUGAACGGAACAGUUAAUCUGAGGUUAAAGGAAUAGUUAAGAAAAUGAUUGUUCCUGAGAAUUACACAAGGAGAACGAUACCACUCUCGUGUCUGUACGACAUCGAUCUACGGCCAACAGCCGGUGAGCUCAGCUUAGCAUGAUGACUGGGAACUGGGGGAUCCAGACGAAAACCAAACUAUUUAAUUCUCACUUCUGUCACAUUCGGACAGAGGCAGACUACAUGUUUCCAGUCUCAAUGCUCUGCUAGAAAGCGAACAAUCAAAAUGUCAAACAAUUCCUCAAACAUCCCUUCUUUAAAAAAAAAAAAGAUUAGUUAGGUUCUCAUUUUAACAUUUCCUUUUCCUUUUUUUUAUUUUCCUUUCCCCAAUGUCAAGGGGCUGUUGUACACAGUGGAUGGUGGUGUAGCAAAAAAACAUGUUUGAAUAAUGAACUGUAAAUCCGACACCGCGUCGCUCUACCGUGAUGAUUGGAUUUAAUGAGAUUCAGUGUGGCCACUGCAUGAGCAUGACAUGUUUCUCAAAUGUAAAAGGUGACCUACUUUCAUGUUCACUGCAUUUGAAAUAAUUGUUCAAAUCUGAAUAAUGCAUACAACAGCCACAUUUUCUCUGCAUGACAAAUCUGGUCCACAGAUCUGCAUUCCAAACCUUUUUUUUAUUAUUACAAAACACGUGCUCUUUACAUUUAGGUAUUCUUUUUCUUCUACAUGCCAUCCGGUACAGUUCCUCUGUUGUACGAGGUGUCUCGAAGAAGGGACAAAAUGUGGCGACUACACAUGACUUAUUAAAGUAAGAUUAAUGUAUUCAAGACAACAACUCGACCAAAGUCCAACCGAAACCAAAAGACCCAGAGAAAAGAGGAAGAGUGACUGCUCAGGGACCUACAAGUAGGUUUGGUCAGUCAAAUCAACUCAGGUUUCCAGGAUUAGCAUUACAUGACUCCCUAAAUGAUUAAGGGCAGUGAAGCGUGUUGGAUAUAUUUUAUAAAUUGUUAUAAAUAGAUAUAUUUUCCAAAAUCUGGGCUAAAUCUAGUUUAAAAUGUUGUGAUUCAAGAUUUACUCCGUUGUAACACAUUAAAAACAAAGUGAUUGUAAA
This is a messenger RNA of Scophthalmus maximus (turbot), 7271 nucleotides long. RefSeq names its product ELOVL fatty acid elongase 5 (gene elovl5). The transcript is spliced from 8 exons. Gene Ontology annotation, biological process: very long-chain fatty acid biosynthetic process; sphingolipid biosynthetic process; fatty acid elongation, saturated fatty acid. Lineage: Eukaryota; Metazoa; Chordata; Actinopteri; Pleuronectiformes; Scophthalmidae. Gene Ontology annotation, cellular component: endoplasmic reticulum; endoplasmic reticulum membrane. The record is from RefSeq and is a predicted model, not a curated record. Bases 3319 to 4203 code for a protein of 294 amino acids. Gene Ontology annotation, molecular function: fatty acid elongase activity.